This is a messenger RNA of Oryza sativa Japonica Group (Japanese rice), 1639 nucleotides long. RefSeq lists its product as uncharacterized. The record is from RefSeq and is a predicted model, not a curated record. NCBI's taxonomy places the organism in Eukaryota, Viridiplantae, Streptophyta, Magnoliopsida, Poales, Poaceae.
UUGGUUUAGUUUGGAAUUUACUGGUUUUUCACCGGAUUUCACGAAAUUCCGAAUUCCGCCUGUGCCCGAAACAGAAGGGCAUGUCGGAAUCGUAAACCCUGGAUGUGACAUAUUCUAGUAUACAAUGAAUAUAGAUAGAGGUAUGUCCAAAUUCGUAAUACUAGAAUAUGUCAUAUCUAAUUACAUAGAUUGGUUUUUUAUCGGACGGAGGGAGUACAUACCACACACUUGCAUUUUCGGACACGAAGAACUAACCUAAAGCCGUCCAUGGCUUCCAUGCCUCUACCUGUGCUGUACCCAUCCGGGGCCAUUGAAUCCAUUGGAGAAAAAAAAAAAGGGCCCAAGAAUUCUAGAAGAUCUGUUCAUCUGCUGUACCCAACCCGUGCAGUUGUAAAAGCGCUGAACUGGUAACGCACGCACGCCUCACACUAUCCCCACUCCACUCUCCCAUCACUCAUCACCCGCACGAGUAAAAACCAUUGGCCUCGCCGCUCACGCGCACCAGCGUCCCACACUCUCCAACCAAAAGCCGGAACCGACGGCGUCGCAGCGCAGCGCAGCGGCCGCGUUCGACAGCCAUUGCCACCGCUCCCCAUGACGGUCGCCGCCGCAGCAGCAGCAGCAGCAGACGAUGCCGGAAGACCGGGCGCCGCCGCGGCGAGGCUCCGCGUGAUGUGGCGCGUCGUGCGCGCGGCGGAGGCGCUGGCCCUGGCCGUCCUCCUCUCCCGCUCACUCCCCCUCCUCCCCGUCGCGGCGGGCGCGGCGGGCGCCGUGCUCCGCGUCGGCGCGUCCUUCCUCCUCCACCCGUGCUCCGUCUUCCUCCUCGCCAACGGCAUCGUGGUUCUCCUCGUCGCGCUCUCCCGCCGCGACCGCCCCUCCUCCUCCUCCUCGUCCUCUUCCUCAUCAUCCUGCUCCGACGACCACGACGACGUCCACGACCAGUUCCUCUCCUUCGCGGGCGCGCAUCUGCCGCCGCUGCCCGCCGCGAUCACCGGGGCGGCCGCGGCGGAUCAGGAGGAGGGCGCGGUGUUCGAGGACAAGCAGGCGGUGCACGUGACGCCGGCCCGCGCCGCCCCGCGGCGGAGCAGGUCCGAGAAGGUCGGCCGCGGCAGAAGGCCGACGAGGGCGGCGUCGCCGGAGCUGCGCCGGUCGGAGUCGGAGCGGUGCCGCCGCCGCCGCCGCUCCCUGUCGUCGUCGUCCGCGUCGCUGGCGGACUGGGGCAUGGAGGAGGACGACGGCGGGGAGAAGGAGGAGGAGGAGUUCCGGAGGGCGGUGGAGGCGUUCAUCGCGAAGCAGCAGACGCGGUUCCACCGGGAGGAGUCGUUCGUCCUGGUCGCCGGCGCCGGCGCCGGAGACGAGACGAGUGCUGCUGCUGCUGCUGUUGAAGUGAAGUGAGGCCUUCGCCUCUCCGAGACUCGAAGAGCGUGAUGAUGAGUGUUGAAAGGAUCGAUCGGGUGGGGAAGCGUGUAAAGAAUGUCUUGGUGCCUUGUUUGGUGUACAAGUUUUGCCUUUUGUCUCUUGUCCUCCCAGCAUCUGGAAAUGUUUCUUUUCUUUGUUUGCUUUUUGGCGUGUCUGUGCCCACUGCUUCGUCCAAAGCUUCUUACGCUGCCAAUGUACUGCUGGUACAAACCACCACCAA